GAUAAAUUAAAAUACAAACACUUCAGAAAUACUUAUAUAAAGUUAUUUAUUCUACUUUUUAAAGUUACAAGAAUCUGCUCUCAAUUCUCAAAAAUCUCUCACGCUCAAAAAGGGAAGAGAACUCAAAAGGUUAGAGAUCUGCUCAAGAGAUCAAUCGUAAUCUCAAAACACAAAUGGAAAUUCUCUCUUCAAAAAAGCCCUAAGCCAGAAGGUGAUUUUUACCCUGCUGCGCUGAAGAACCCAACGAAGGUGUCUUGUUUCUUUGAUUUCCUGAGGUUUUAACAAAGAAUAUCAAAAAGAUAUGGAUAAAAGUUGGUUGAAUAUUAGGGAUGGAUGUGACAGAAGGUAUAUUAAAGGAAUAGAUGACUUUCUUGGUUGGGCAUACAGUCAACCAAAUGUGAGCUUUGUAAUUCGGUGUCCUUGUAAAAGGGGUAGAAAUACUGCGUUCAAGACAAGAAUCCAAGUAAGAAGAGACUUGGUGGGGAAAGGUUUUUGGGACAAUUAUAAAGUGUGGGACUUGCAUGGAGAAGUAUUAGUAAGAGUUGAAAAUUCUAAUGAUGUAUGCAAUGUCGAAGUAGAUGAUGAUACUAUUGAAAUAGAUGAUAUUCCAGAAAUGAUUCAUGAUGCUUGUGGAAUUACAAAUUUGGAGAAUAUGAAUAAUUAUCAAGAGGAAAAUGAAGAGCCAAAUGUGCAUGCGAAAAAGUUCUACAAAUUGUUGGAAGAUUCGGAGAAAGAACUUAUCCUGGCUGUAAAAAAGUGUCAAAGUUGUCUUUUGUAGUUAGACUACUUCACUUGAAGAGCCUUAAUCAUUGGAGCAACAAAUCGAUGGAUGCAUUGUUGAAAUUCUUUAAAGAAGUUCUUCGUGAGGGGUCAUUUGUACCAAAUUCUUUUUAUGAAGCGAAGAAGGUACUUCAAGACUUAGGCUUGGGUUAUACUAAAAUAGAUGCAUGUGAGAAUGAUUGUAUCUUAUAUUGGAGAGAGUAUGCCAAUGCCGAAUCAUGUCCUAAGUGCAGUAAGUCUAGAUGGAAGUCAAAAGAUACUGGAGGCAAGAAAGUAGCUCAUAAAGUCUUGCGACAUUUUCCAAUCAAACCAAGACUGCAGAGAUUGUACAUGGCAAAAGAGACAGCAAAAAAAAUGAGGUGGCACAAGGAGCAAAAUAUUGAUAAUGGUGUAUUGCAACAUCCAUCUGAUGGCAUGGCUUGGAAAUCUUUUGAUGAGCUCCAUCCAACCUUUUCAGCUAAAUCAAGAAAUGUUCGAUUAGGUUUAGCAAGUGACGACUUCCAGCCUUAUGGGAACAUGAGUACUAGUCAUAGCAUUUGGCUAGUCAUAUUAGUUCCAUACAAUUUGCCACCAUGGGAUUGCAUGAAAGAUCCAUAUUUCAUGAUGACACUUCUUAUUUCAGGUCCUAAGUCUCCAGGCCAUGAUAUAGAUGUAUACUUGCAACCAAUGAUUGAAGAGUUAAAAGAAUUAUGGGAGGGGGUGGAGACUUAUGAUGCAUACUCAAAAACUAAUUUUAUGAUGCGUGUGGCUAUCAUGUGGGCGAUUAAUGAUUUUCCUGCAUAUGGGAACCUUUCGGGAUGGUCAACCAAAGGUAAACUUGCAUGUCCUUGUUGCCAUAAAGAUGCACAAUCAGUUUCUUUACGUAAUAAGUUGUGUUAUAUGGGUCAUCGUCGCUUUCUUCCGAUGGACCACCCAUGGCGUAAAAAUAGGAGGUUAGUUGAUGGAAAAAUAGAGAUGGGUGUUGCACCUAAUCCCUUAACAGGUGAUGAAGCACUUGAGCAAUUACAAAGUUUGAGAAAUGUGACUUAUGGUAAAGGGCAAAAGCGAAAGCGUAAUGUUCCCAAUGAUGCUUACAAUUGGCGGAAGAAAAGUAUUUUUUUCGAAUUGCCUUAUUGGAAGACUCUUAUGAUACGACAUAACUUGGAUGUAAUGCACAUAGAAAGAAAUGUGUUGAUAAUAUUGCAUCUAUUGUGAUGAAUAUGACUUGGAAAGACGAAGGACACGGUGAAAAGUAGAUAUGACUUGGUGAAUCUUGGAAUCAGGCAAGGGUUGCACCCAGUUGAGGAUGGGAAAAAUGUUUUAUUACCGGCAGCAUGCUAUGCAUUAUCCCUUGAUGAGAAGUUGAAGGCAUGCACUUUCUUAGCUAAUUUGAAGGUUCCUGAUGCCUUUUCAUCAAACAUUUCAAGGUGCGUCAACAUACAAGACAAAAGGAUACAUGAAUGGAAAAGUCAUGAUCACCACGUAUUGUUGCAAGAUAUUUUUCUAGUAGCUAUACGUGGCUUGUUGCCUAAAGAAGUGUGUGAACCAAUUAUAGCAUUAGGAAAUUUUUUCAAGAAUCUAUGCUCUAAGUGCUUGACAAUUGAAGAUCUUGAUAUCCUAGAGGCUGAAAUUCCUAUCAUAUUAUGCAAACUUCAAAUUGUUUUUCUUCCGGCGUUCUUUGAUGUUAUGGUUCAUUUGCCAAUUCACUUGGCAAGAGAGGCAAAGCUUGGUGGACCAGUUCAAACUCGAUGGAUGUACCCUUUUGAGGGGUAUAUGGGAACACUUAAGUCAUAUGUUCGAAACCAAAAUUGUCCAGAAGGUUCAAUUGCAGAAGGUUAUGUGGCAGAAGAAAGCCUCACAUUUUGCUCACGAUACUUAAAGAAUAUCUCAACCAAGUUUAAUAGACCGGCUAGGAAUGGUGAUGAAUCCGUGUCAAAUGCUGAAAUGUCCAUCUUUAAAAAUAGUGGGCAAAAAAAAAAGGUGGUUCAAAAACCAUCACACUAUCUCAUGAUGAGUUUAAACAAGCAUGUAUGUAUGUUCUUCAAAAUUGUGAAGAGGUUUGGUCAUUCAUGGAGGAACAUACAAAAGAGAUUGAAAGACAAAGUUCAAGAAGAGAUGAAAGGCAUAACAAUGACUUUCUUGUUUGGUUUCGUGCACAUAUCUUGCAAUUAGCUGCCCAAGGAAAUGCUAAUGAUGAGCUCAUAAGCUUAGCAAUCGGUCCUGGACCAGUGGUGCAUCGAUAUUCCACAUUGAUGGUGAAUGGAUUUAGAUUCCAAACAAAAGAUCUUGAAUCAAGAAGAAAAACGCAGAACAAUGGAGUUCUUGUGAGAGGAGAUGAUUCAGACUCUAAGGAGUACUAUGGUGUAUUAGAGGACAUUUACGAGUUGUUGUAUUUGGGAAAUAGAAAAGUUUACCUCUUCAGGUGUCAUUGGUGGGAUGUGGCUCACUUAGGAAAAGGAUAUGACAAGUAUGGUUUCACAAGUGUGAAUACUCGAUGUGCCUUGAAUACAAAUGAGCCAUUUGUGUUGGCAUCUCAAUCUGAACAAGUUUUCUAUGUCAACGACAUGGUUGAUAAAGAUUGGCUUGUUGUUUUAAAGACAAGUCCUCGCAACCUUUUUAAUAUGCCUGAAGAGGAUGAUAAAUGCACAAAUGUUGAAGAUGAAGCAUUACAGAAUGGAGAAGCUUACCAACAAAAUGAAGUUGAAUUUAAUAUGGAGCGUAAUGGUGAUCAAGAAAAUGAUAUUUUAGUGUCUUUACACAGGGAUGAUGUUGAACCUCACAUCAUUAAUUAUGAUCAUGCAAUAGAACAAGCUGGGACAAGUGGGCAUACUGAAGAAGAUGGUUUCAUUAAUGAUAAUGAUAUAGAUAUGACCGAAGAUGAAGAAAGCGAAGAAGAGAUAUUUGAUGAUAAUGAAGGAGAGGAUAGUGAUAUGGAGUGAUCAAAGAAAUAGCUUCCCAUCUGUAGCUUUUUUGUGCUUUUUUAAGCAAGGCUUCUUAUGCCUUUCUAGCCUCUGUUAUUUUGCCAUUAAUAUGAAUUUUUGAAUGGGGUACAUAUAACUUUAAAGCAUACUCAAUUUUUUAUAAAUAAGUGCAUAUGCAACGUCCUUUGAUAUUCUUUUCUAUCUUGCAUUACAACUAUCGUGCCACUUUAUCUUCUAUUCCUGUUAAAGGUUUGUCCUUUGGUUCAAGGUCAUUGAAGGAUUGUGUCCUGCUUGGUUUGUUGUAACUUGGUUCGAUUUGUUUUUAGUUUAGAAUUGAGAGGAUAUGAUAUAAACACUGUAGAGAAAGACAAAAGUUUCUAUGGUGCAUUAAGCAGAUUCUAACCAAGAAUUCUAAAAUGUAAACCUUUAUUUAUAUUUUUAUGUGAUGCUGCAGGAAAUGACAGGAAUUGGACGAGGUAAAGGUAGGCGAGGUGGGAAGAGUCGUGGAUGCAGCAAUGUAGGAGUACUACAUGAUAAUUCUAGUGCGACGUCAUCCUUUAGGCCUAAUCCACAAACACAACCAUCUCCAGAUAUGGGACAAUCGAGUAACCCUCAUCAAGUACAAUCUAUGGACUCAUUAUCAUCAAGGGAUUUUGUAGAAAGUGUGCAUCCCACUCCAGAGACUGAAAAUAGUGGUGCAGUCUAUAUGUUAUAGGACCAAAUAAUAAACCUAAACUUUUGAAGGGGAAAACAAAUAACUAAGCACUCUUGUGGCUCAAAAUCAUUUGCCGAAGUGGAGGAAUCGACGAGAGAUCCUGUUAGUGGAAACAAAGCAGCACCAGAUCGAGUUUGGGAGCUCUAACAUACUCGUAAGGAUGACAAAGGAGAAAUUGUGUGGUCGGAUCCACAGUCGCAACAAAUACAUGGCCAACUCAAUGAAAUUGUAACUCAACAACAAUCUGAAGAAAAUGAGACACUGUACUUGGCGAACGAACUGGCUAUGUUCGUGGAAAAGGGUAUGGAAAAAAGCCUACCAAAAGAAGCAGUUUGCAGCAUGUAGACUUAGAGGCGAGUAUGUCUUCUCAAAUGGAAAGAAUGCGUCAAGAGAUGCAAGAGGAAAUGGAUAGAAAAUUACAAGAAGAACGUGAGCAAAUGGCUGCCGAGUUGAAAAGCAAGCUAGAAGAAGAAAUGGCUGCUGAGUUGCAAAGUAAGCUAGAAGAACAAAUGGUUGCUGGGCGUGCACGGACGGAUUUACAAGUUGACAAAAAGUUUGAAGAAAAGAUGAAUGCAUGGCUGAUCAGAAUGCAACAGCAAGGACAAGAUACUUCAAGAACGAAAAAGUGAAGCUGCUCAAGGUGUAGUUUGAAGAUAUUUUUAUGGUAAUUUUGUUUAUCGUAGAAGACAUUAGAGUACGUCUUGAAGACUAUUCCUUUUUGUUAGUGUCGUGAAAUGGCAAUGUAUACACAUUGACUACUUUUGACUGUGUAGACUUUUAACAUUAAAAAGACUACAAUUCUAUUUUGAGAAUUGUUAUCGGGUUGUA
Molecule: messenger RNA, 5223 nt
Organism: Nicotiana tabacum (common tobacco)
Lineage: Eukaryota; Viridiplantae; Streptophyta; Magnoliopsida; Solanales; Solanaceae
Source: RefSeq, a predicted model, not a curated record